This is a messenger RNA of Otolemur garnettii (small-eared galago), 1512 nucleotides long. It is a transcript of the gene SPEM2, whose product is annotated as SPEM family member 2. The record is from RefSeq and is a predicted model, not a curated record. Lineage: Eukaryota; Metazoa; Chordata; Mammalia; Primates; Galagidae. Bases 1 to 1512 code for a protein of 503 amino acids. The transcript is spliced from 3 exons.
AUGGAGAACCAACUAUGGCAUAACAGCGUGGGGUGCUGCAGUCAAUACCAAGAAAGCCCCCAGGAUGCUGAGGACAUCUUAUUCUUGCUGCUGGGCCUCAUCAUUCUUGUCAACAUUGGCAUCAACAUGGCAACUGUGAUGUGGCAUGGGCUGCAGAACGCCUUAGACAAGAUGAUGGAUUGCACAAACCAGAAAAAGGACAUUCAGGCUUAUGAAAGCUCCCCCAAAAGCCUCCCAGCCAAGGCCAAGGACAUGCAGAUCCACUGCAUCCUGGACCCUGUACAGGUGAAGAUGACCCGACCCACACAAUAUUCCUCUUCCUCUUGCCACCAUCCCUGCAAACACCGUCACAGCCGCCGUCGAAGCCGCAGCCGCAGCCGCUGUGGAAGCCGCAGUCGCAGUCGCAUCCACCAUCGCCGCUAUCGCCGCUGCAGGCCCCAGCAAAGGACACAAAACCGCAGACGAUUCUCCCAUGGCCGCUCUGGCUUCUGUAACCAACAUCACAGCCACAAGAUGUCACAGCCAAGGCCAAUGUCCUACCUUGAUGGGGAGGACCAAGAUCCCUACCUGGAGGAGGAGGAUGACAUGGCCUUUCCAUACCCCAAGUACCCACGUGGGGGCUGGGGUGGCCUCUAUCCACGAAUGGGCCUGCCUUCCAACGUGGGGCUGUGGGGCCGCCGGGGUGGGAUCCUGGCCAGCCUUCCCCCACCCUCUCUUUACCUGUCACCUGAGCUGCGCCGCAUGCCGAAGCGUGUGGAAGCAAAGUCUGAGUUGAGGCUGCAGUCCUAUGGGCCCUCACAAUCCCGAAUUUGGGGCAAUAUGGAGACUGAGCAGUGCACUUCAUCUCCACCACCUGCCCGCCGGCUUCCCCCUAACCCUACUUGGGUCCCUGCGGGGCACAGCCCUUACCCCUCAGCGGGCCUAAUACUGUACGAUUCUUGGGAUCAGCGGCGGCAUGGUGAGAGCUGUGAGCCCCCACCUUUCUCGGUGUCUCGGAACUCCCGGCAGGAACCCCAGGGCUAUCGGGAGUGUUAUUCUCCGCAGUCCCACCGGCGGAGCCUGCCUGGUCAUGGUCACUGCCAGCCCAACCGCAGUCCCCACCCAUCCCUGGGACACUUGGGCUACAGCUCCAGGAAUUCCCACGAAAUCCGGCGCCACGUGCUGGACUGGGCUGAGGCUCCACCCACUCGGUAUCCCCUGACCACCUCCACCUCUCUCACAGUUCUGGGAGAGACCUCAUAUCAACGGGCGCCCGCUGCUAGCUCAGCGCUGCUCCCCCACUCUUCCCAGCCUCUAUCUGAAGUCCAAGCUGCUGAUGCUGCCUCACCUCCGACCACCUUCAUCCCACUCAGCCGGAAUCCAGGGGGCAAUGUUAACUACCAGGUGUACGACAGCCAGGAGCUGAAGCGGCAGGUGCAGGAGGGCAGAAUAAGGGCCCACUCACUGCCACUACCUUCCACUUCAGCCUCCAGACCCUCCCUGCACAGGUCCCGGGCGGGGACACUCAGCUGA